CGAAAAUGCCCUUAUCACAUAUCACGAAGAUACGAACACGAAGAAUGCGUAGUAGUCGCCUGUUACUGGAAUUAUUUUCAAUUUCUGAAAUCAAAUCCGAUUGAGAGAAAACACUAACUUCAAAUUCGAGAUCUGAAUUAGGGAUUCUAGAGGAUGACGAAGGAUUUUCCAAUUCCACCGGUUGUUUUCCCCACCAGUGGAUCAUCUCCGGCCACCGCAAAUGUUCAGCAACGCCGAGUUCCCACAGCUCCUUACCAACCACCACGUCAAUCCUCCGCUUCAUCUUCAAUCCCUUUCAUUCCAUUUGAAAUCGGAUCCGCCGCCGUUUCAAUGCCGGCGGGACCAUUCGACGGAACAAUCGCUUCAUCUGCAUCUUUCGGUAGAGGAGUCUCUGCUUCGUUUGAGGAUGAGGAGCCUUUACUCGACGAACUCGGUAUCCAUCCAGAUCAAAUCUGGAAGAAAACUAGAUCGAUUCUCAAUCCUUUUCGAAUCAAUCAGACUGUUCACAAAGAUUCAGAUCUCUCUGGUCCGAUCUUCUUAUACCUUGCGCUUUGCUUAUUUCAAUUGCUCGCUGGGAAGAUACAGUUUGGUGUUAUACUUGGUUGGGUUGUUGUUUCUUCUAUCUUCUUGUACAUUGUCUUCAAUAUGCUUGCUGGUAGAAAUGGGAAUCUUAAUCUUCAUACUUGUACGAGUUUAGUUGGUUACUCUCUGCUUCCCGUUGUGAUUUUGUCCGCGGUGUCCUUGUUUGUGCCACAAGGUGCUGGUCCCGUUCGGUUUGUGCUCGGUGCGGCUUUCGUGUUGUGGGCUACUAGAGCUUGUUCUAAUCUGGUGGUGUCUCUUGCUGAUGGAGGAGAAGAGCACCGUGGAUUGAUUUCGUACGCCUGUUUCUUAAUCUAUACUCUGUUUUCGCUUCUCGUUAUCUUUUGAUUCCUUGCUUUCGAAUAUUGAUAGAUUGUUGAACUUUCCGGUGCCAUUACUGAGUAGCUUAAUGUGAUAUCUUAUAAGUGUUUGUGGUGAAAUAGCUGAGACAUUGUAAAGGUUUUUGAUAACUUUAGAGGAAGUUGUUAUUGAUGUGGUUUAAGUAAUUGAAGAUGAUGUUCUAAGAUCUCUUACUAUUGGAAAUCUCGAAACGUUUAUGCCAUAUACAUCCUUUUGUGGUUCUGUUUGACAGUUUCUUGAC
Arabidopsis thaliana (thale cress) is the source of this 1180-nucleotide messenger RNA. Its product is annotated as Integral membrane Yip1 family protein. Gene Ontology annotation, cellular component: Golgi apparatus; membrane; Golgi membrane. Lineage: Eukaryota; Viridiplantae; Streptophyta; Magnoliopsida; Brassicales; Brassicaceae. Gene Ontology annotation, biological process: endoplasmic reticulum to Golgi vesicle-mediated transport. The transcript has a single exon. The record is from RefSeq and is marked reviewed. The coding region runs from base 154 to 927 and encodes 257 amino acids.